AUGAGCCUCACCCGCUUCGCGCACCUGCCGCGCUCCGCCCACGGCCCCCUCAAAUGCCCCUACAAGGGCUCCUCCCUGCUCACAAACGCAACAUACAACAAAGGCAGCGCACACACCGAGUCCGAGCGGAGGGAAUUCGGUCUGCACGGCCUACUGCCGCCGAACAUCCAAACGCUGGACGAACAAGUCGAGCGCGCGUACCAGCAGUAUAAAUCGCGGCCGGACGAUCUGGCCAAGAACACGUUCAUGGCGAGCAUGAAGGCGCAGAACCUGGUUCUUUAUUAUAGACUGCUGCAGACGCACUUGAAGGAGAUGUUUAGCGUUAUCUAUACACCGACGGAGGCGGAUGCGAUCCAGGAUUACUCGCGGCUGUUCCGGAAGCCCGAGGGGUGUUUUUUGAAUAUCCGUGACCAUGGGGAGGGGGAGAUUGAUGAGGCGCUUUCGAAUUUUGCUACGGGGGAUGAGGUGGAUUAUAUUGUUGUUAGUGAUGGGGAGCAGAUUCUCGGCAUCGGCGACCAAGGCGUGGGCGCGAUCCUGAUAUCCAGCGCGAAGCUGGUCAUCACGACGGCCUGCGCGGGGAUUCAUCCGUCACGACAACUCCCUGUUGUUCUGGACUGCGGGACGAAUAACGAGAAGCUGCUGAAUGAUGAGCUGUACCUUGGUCUGCGGCAGAAGCGGGCGAAGGGCGAAGAGUAUGACCGGUUCGUCGACAAGUUCGUCAAGGCGGCGAGGAGGAGGUUCCCUAAUGCUUAUAUUCAUUUCGAGGACUUUGGGCUGCAGAAUGCGAAGCGCAUCCUCGACAAGUACCGCUCCGAGAUCCCCUGCUUCAACGACGAUAUCCAGGGCACCGGGUGUGUCACGCUCGCUGCUCUAAUGGCUGGUCUCCAUGUCAGCAAUGUUAAAAUGAAGGACGUCCGUGUCGUCUGCUAUGGCUCAGGCUCAGCGGGCACCGGUAUCGCAGACCAGAUCAGCGACGCCAUCGCCACGGAGGCAGGGAUAUCCAAAGGCGACGCACUAAAGCAAAUCUGGUGCAUCGACAAGCAAGGCCUCCUCCUCAAAUCCCAAGGCGACGCCCUAACACCCAGCCAAGCGUACUUCGCAAAGAACGACGACGAGUGGCCGGAGAGUGCAGAAAUCGACCUCCUCUCCGUAAUCAAGCGCGUAAAACCACACGUCCUCAUCGGCACAUCGACGAAGCCAGGCUCCUUCACGGAAGAGAUCAUCCGCGAGAUGGCGAAGCACGUCGAGCGCCCGAUCGUCUUCCCGCUCAGUAACCCGACAAGGCUGCACGAGGCCCAGCCGCAGGAUAUCACCAAGUGGACAGACGGCAAGGCGCUCAUUGCGACGGGGAGUCCGUUCCCGGCCGUCGAGUAUAACGGGACGAAGACGGAGAUAGCCGAAUGCAACAACUCAACCGCCUUCCCCGGCAUCGGGCUGGGCGCCGUGCUCUCGCGAACAAGCCGGCUCAGCGAGAAGAUGAUCGUCGCGGCGUCCAAGGCCCUAGCAGCCCAGGCGCCGGCCCUGCAAGACCCCAACAAGCCGCUGCUACCUGAUGUCGAGGAUGUGAGGGAGCUGAGUCUGAAUGUUGCCAAGGCUGUUAUCCAGACGGCUGUGGAGGAGGGGUUGGCGAGGGAAGAGGGGAUUCCUGGGGAUGAGAGGAAUCUGGAGGAUUGGAUCCGGGCGCAGAUGUGGGAGGCGCGGUAUCGGGAUUUGGAGAGGGUUGUCGGCCCAGGCACAUGCACCGGCGUCACAGCCCCAAUCUCCUCAACCUCAGCGGGCAUGAUAGCGUUCAAAAACAUAGCCACACUAGAGCGACCCAUCAGCCAACCCCAACAACGAAGAAACGGAAGGAAAACUCACAAAGCCGUAACCGCAAACCCGGUCUCAAGCACCAGCUCAAUCGCAUUCUCAAACCCCUCGAGAUCCCGAUUGCUCGUCGGAGGAAACACAUUCGCGAACCAGGUCGGCACCAGCGUCGCCCCGUACCCCAGCGCCAUACUCGCCGUGAGAAUGAACCGGUUGCGCCGCGUAAACGGCGCCUUGGCCACGAUCGCCUGGCCCGAUAUCACCACGCUGGCGAACAGGAAUGUCUUCAUGCCGCCCAUAACCGAGUUGGGAAUGGCGACAAUCGCCGCCGCGAAUUUCGCGAAGAUACCCGCUACAAUGAGAAUGAGGCAGCAGCAGUACCCGGCCCAGCGGUUCGCGCACCGGGGCGGCGACGACGGAGUUGAGGCCGUCGGCGAGGACAGCGCCCUGGAUGCGCGACUCGAAGGUCCCGCCGCGGACUUCGAGGCGGGAGACGUCGCAGGUUGCUGUUACGUCGCCGAUGCAUUCGCAGGCGCAGAUGAUGAAGACGGCGAUGAUGGGGAGGACCAUGGGGCCGAAGGGGAGACAUGGACAUGGACAUACGGCGUCAAUAUCGGCAUGACUGAAAUACCCACACGCCGCCGCAACGAUACAGCCAACGAGGAGUCCAAUAACAACAGAGCAGGACUUCAUAAUCGGCGCCCCAAACCGCUCACACAGGAUAAUCGCCACAAAGACCAGGAAGCCCAGCCCGAUGAACUCGGGACUGCCCCAGGGGAGAGGCCGCGGCGCCGCAGCAGACGGACAGAGCAUCCCCUCGUCCAUGCACGACGACCCACCCGCCCAAUCCUUGAAUCCCGUGCCGAUAAGACUAAUACCGAUGAGCAUGACAGUUGGACCGGUGACGAUGGGCGGGAAGAUCUUCUGGAUGAUGCGGGGCGGGACGAAGGCGAGGAGGAUUUCGACGAGGGCGCAGACGGCGGAGGUGCCGAUCAGCGCGCCGUAUGCCUCGGGGCAGGGCAGGCGGUUUCCGUCGUCGUCGAGGGCGCAGAACCCGUUGGCGUACAUCUGGUUGAAGGCGCCGUUUGCGACGGAGAUGAUGGAGAAGGAGACGCCCAUGACGGAGAGGACGCCGCUGCCGAUGUAGUACCUGUUUCACGCGUGAGCCAGCUCCACGGGAUACCAGGGCAGGAGUAUGGACAUACGGCGUCUUAUAGAUAUGGAACCGCGUAA
This is a messenger RNA of Aspergillus mulundensis, 3039 nucleotides long. Its product is annotated as NAD-dependent malic enzyme. Gene Ontology annotation, molecular function: malate dehydrogenase (decarboxylating) (NAD+) activity; NAD binding. Gene Ontology annotation, biological process: pyruvate metabolic process; malate metabolic process. Gene Ontology annotation, cellular component: mitochondrion. The record is from RefSeq and is a predicted model, not a curated record. Lineage: Eukaryota; Fungi; Ascomycota; Eurotiomycetes; Eurotiales; Aspergillaceae. Bases 1 to 3039 code for a protein of 1012 amino acids. The transcript is spliced from 8 exons.